CUUCACUCACCUGAGCCGCCCGCCUCUCCAGUCUCUGCGUUUCUGAGAACCGUCAGCAGCACUCGGCAGACUGUGUGCUGACUCGGAACAGUGUGAGCCUCUUCCCCCCUGAGAAAGUGGUUCCUGACCCCAGCAGACUCCAGACGGAGCCGGGAUGGCAGGCUGAUAUCGGGCCGGUCUUUCAGGAGCUGCCUCGCCCUAAUCCAACCCUCCAGCCUGGAGUUCACCUCUGUGGAUGCCUGAAGUCAUGAGUUCGCCAAGAUCUCAAUCGGGGGCAGCCAAUGGCGUGGCCAGAUCAGACAGCAAACUCAGCGCCAAGGCUCUUUACGAGCAGCGGAAAAAAUACUCCAACUCCAAUUUCAUCACGCAUGAGACAUCCCAGUAUCAUGUCGAGCAUCUCUCCACAUUUAUGAUGGACAAGUCUGAGUCCAUCAUCACAGUGGAUGACGCCAUCAAGAAGCUGAAACUUCUGGAUUCAAAGGAUAAAAUCUGGACGCAGGAGAUGCUGCUGCAGGUCACUGACAAGGCUGUCAAGCUGCUCGACUGCGACACUCAGGAAGAGCUGGAGAACUUCCCUCUGCCAACCAUCCACAUGUGUCAGACAGUGCUGAACCAGACCCGGUACAUGUCUGUGCUGCUGAUUGUGUGUCAGGACAAAGAGCAACACAAACCGGACAUCCAUUUUUUCCACUGCGAUGAGGUUGAUGCUGAAAUGGUUCAUGCAGACAUCGACAGCGCUCUGGGAGACACCAAGCAUGGAAAGAACAUGAGACCUCAGACUCUGAAGGUGAACCAGGAGAAAAUGAAGCGCCACAGAGAGACCAUCCUCCCCCCGCCAGCCCCCAGGGGCCCUCCACCCCCUGUGAAAGGACGGGUGUCAGCACCUGUGAGCAUGCAAGACAGACGAUCUUCAGGACAACACGACUCAGAGUUUCAGGAAAACCUGCCUCAGCGCAUAGAGAAAGACGUGCAACUCCUCAAUUGCGCUCUGGAUGACAUAGAGAUCUUUGUUGCACGGCUGCAAAAGGCCGCAGAGGCCUUUUCCCAGCUCAAUCAACGCAACAAGAGUAAGAAGAAUAAGAAGAAAGGACCAGCAGAGGGCAUGCUGACCCUGCGAGCCAAGCCCCCCUCUGAAGCAGAGUUCAUUGACAGCCUGCAGAAACUGAAGCUGGCCCUCAACCUCUUGGCCAAAAUGAAGAAACACUUACAGAACCCUAACUCUGCAGAACUACUUCAUUUCCUCUUCGGUCCUUUGGAGUUGGUGCUGCAGACCUGUGGAAGUCCCGAUCUGGCCCGUUCGAUCAUCUCUCCUCACCUGUCUAAGGAUGCUGUUGACUUUCUGCGGGGACACCUCACUCCCAAAGAGACGACUAUCUUUGAGCUGCUGGGAGACGGAUGGACCAAACCCAGAGCAGAGUGGCCCAGGGAUCAGUGUGCUCCUCCUUAUUAUCCAAAGUUUCGGAAUGGCUGGGAACCGCCAGCAGAGCUCUUUCUGACAGCGCCGUGGGAGACCGAGGGCCCGUCUGGGCAAGUCGCCGGGCAACUUGGUGGCCAGCAUGGGCCUCCCUUCAGCCCAGAAUAUAGACAACACUCAACUGAAGAUUAUUAUGGAACUUAUUCCUCAAACUCGUCAAAUGGCUCCUACAACGAGAAACCCAACAAUCGGAAAUUUGCAAAGAUCCGCUAUAACUUCGUAGCACGGAGUGCCAACGAGCUGUCGGUGCUGCAGGAUGAAAUUCUUGAGGUGUUAGAGGACGAUAAACAGUGGUGGAAGCUACGCAAUCGGAGUGGACAGGCUGGCUAUGUCCCAUUUAACAUUUUGGAUGUUGUGAAAAUCGAGGAGCCAGACGUUCACUACCAGAGCUACAUGUCUCCACGCUCUGGAUCUGCGAGCCGAGAAGACAAUUUCACCAAGGGCAUCGUAAAAGACAAAGCAAUGGAUGAGGUCAACAAUGAACUACUCAAGAAAAUCACGGCCAGCAAAAGCCAGCCGCCCAGACUGGUCCACGUGAAGCGAACACCGAGCACGCAACUGCCCCUCACCUCCGACUCGAACCCAGAACAGGUGACAGCGUGGCUCAACGCCAAGGGUUUCUCAAAACCGACUGUGGAUUGCUUAGGAAUCCUGACCGGAGCUCAGCUCUUUUCCCUGAAUAAAGAGGAGCUGAAAGCAGUGUGUGGAGAUGAAGGUGGACGAGUCUACUUUCAGGUCACUGUGCAGAAGGAGCAGUUAGAGAAAUCCAAUGGAAGUUCAGAGCUGCAGGAGAUCAUGAAGCGGAGGCAGGAGCGGAUCGACUCUGGCGGCACAGACUGAACCUGUUGAGCAACACAACACCCUGCGGACAUUUUCCUUCCUUUCAACGUGCAGCAGCUUACUAAACCAAUCUACUUCUUGUUGUAAUCUAAGAAAGAAAAUGACCAAAUACCUUGUACAUUAAUAAUUGUAUAUUUAUUUUUUAUCAUGUGUGCGCUAUUCAUUUCAAAAUGAUGUCACGUUUAACCCUAAAUCUUCAAAUAAAGACCUGCCGAAAGGAUGAACAUGGGAA
Messenger RNA from Oryzias melastigma (Indian medaka), 2546 nucleotides. It is a transcript of the gene eps8l2, whose product is annotated as EPS8 like 2. The transcript has 21 exons. The record is from RefSeq and is a predicted model, not a curated record. The coding region runs from base 236 to 2314 and encodes 692 amino acids. Gene Ontology annotation, cellular component: plasma membrane; vesicle; ruffle membrane. Gene Ontology annotation, biological process: positive regulation of ruffle assembly; Rho protein signal transduction; regulation of Rho protein signal transduction. Gene Ontology annotation, molecular function: actin binding. NCBI's taxonomy places the organism in Eukaryota, Metazoa, Chordata, Actinopteri, Beloniformes, Adrianichthyidae.